Messenger RNA from Nematolebias whitei (Rio pearlfish), 1983 nucleotides. It is a transcript of the gene bmp15, whose product is annotated as bone morphogenetic protein 15. NCBI's taxonomy places the organism in Eukaryota, Metazoa, Chordata, Actinopteri, Cyprinodontiformes, Rivulidae. Gene Ontology annotation, cellular component: extracellular region. Gene Ontology annotation, molecular function: cytokine activity; growth factor activity. The transcript is spliced from 2 exons. The coding region runs from base 138 to 1481 and encodes 447 amino acids. Gene Ontology annotation, biological process: SMAD protein signal transduction; BMP signaling pathway. The record is from RefSeq and is a predicted model, not a curated record.
GCAGUGAAACUUCCAACAUGGCGGCCAGCCGUCAGGUGCGCCUGUAAGUCACGCCCUCGGGCACGCGGAGAUGGAUGGUUGCCAACUAUAGCCUCGUUGGUGGAGCUCGCUAGCACCUGAGGUUGUAUAAAACCAACAUGAGGGCGACCCGCGCCAAGCAGGGCCUACUGCGUGUCAGCGUCCUCACCUGUUUCAUCUACCUGUUGUGUUGCACGUGCACCGGAGCGUCGGCAGGGCGGGAAACGUCCUCCCACCAUCAGCCCGCGCUGAGGCGCAGCCGGCGGAGCCAGCACCAGCAGGGCGCCAGGUACCGAGGAGGAGCGCACCACCGGCCGCUCACCGACGAGCAGAAAGCCGACCAGAACCUGCAGUUCAUGCUCACUUUGUACAAGAGCGCGGCCGGGCCGGACGGCAGACCCAAACAGCACCGGAAGUUCGGGUCCAACACGGUGCGCCUGCUGAGACCUGUGGCGUCUUCGGUGCACUACCUGCCCGCUUCUGGAGACCUCAUCUACACCUUCACAGUUCAGUACAAGCUCGACACUCUUCCAUCAGAGCAACUUGUCAGAGCUUCUUUCAUCCACCUGCACUCCUCUGCCAUGGCGAGCACCGCUCAGACCGUGGAGCUGCCCCGCUGCCGGGCUCAGAUCACCUCGCUGGGCACAAAGAGCCUGGUCACCAUGGAGCCCCACAAGCAGUGGAUGGAGACGGACAUCACGGCGCACGUCAGCGCUCACAUCAUGCAGGGGAGGGAUCAGGAGGAUGAGGGGCACCUGACCCUCACAGCCCAGUAUUGGUGCACGAAACCUGGGCUUGCAGAUGAGGACAGCGGUCCCUCGUGGUGGGGGAGAAGACAGUGGAGUAGUGAGUCUCACUUCGCUGCUCCCUCUCUCCUUCUGUAUUUGGAGGAGGAGAGGGAGGUGAAGGAGUGGAUGGGGGACUUGCUUGGGGCUGAAGGGGGAAACGUCAUGAAGCUGGUUGGCUGGUGGCACCCUUCGAACCAUCGCCUCCGCCGUAGUUCCAACGAGGACUCGUCGUCCGAGUCUAAAGAUCCAUCACUGGACGCUCUGAAAAACGCCCUUACCUCCUCUUCGUCUUUCUCCACCUCCCCCUCGUCCUCCAUCAUCUCCGAUAUCCCCAACUACAAGCGCAAGACCAGCAUGCCCAAGAACCGCUGCAAGCUCCACUCCUUCCGCCUGUCGUUCGAUGAGCUCGGCUGGGGCCAUUACUUCAUCGCCCCUCCAGUCUAUAACCCUCGAUACUGCCAGGGCGACUGCCCGAGGGUGCUCCACUAUGGUUACCACUCCCCCAACCACGCCAUCAUCCAGACGGUCCUCAACGAGCUGGGCGUUGGCGACGUCCCCCCUCCGUCGUGCGUGCCGUACAAGUACAUGCCCAUGAGCGUGUUGGUCGUGCACAAGAAGAAGGUGGAGUACAGGGAGCUAGAGGACAUGGUGGCUGAGUCCUGCACGUGUCGUUAAGGACUUGACGGGGGGGCUUGAAUGACUCGAACAUGCUUAGCACUGAGAAGACGCUGAUCCAUGCAGAUUUGUCAGGUCACAUGUUUGACUUGCAGCUAAGCAUGAUGGGGUUCAGGCUGGAAGGUGGAAUUUGUAGUGGUUUCAGAUCUGUUUGCACUUUAAAUCCAGUUUCUGUGUAUUUACUCUUUUGCAUGUUUUAAAUCUGAUCUGUUCACGUCAGGGCUGCAGUUGAACCAAAAAGGCCUUGAUUUGUGUACUUAAGGAUCACUGGAUAAUGUAUUGCCACUGUCUGAGGCCAUUUACCUCUAACACAAAGGGAAGCUUUUUAAUGAACAAUGGAUGAAGAGAAAUGAGCCUACUUUGGAUGUGCAAUGUUCCAUUUUUGCCGUUUACAGACUGAACUUUUGCUGUUUGUAUUUAUCUGGGAGGUCUCCUGAAGCCAACUUGGGCCGUGUCUGAGAAAAUGAUCACUACGUUGGAUGUGACGGUGUUUAUAUGCUAA